Molecule: messenger RNA, 12851 nt
Organism: Ictalurus punctatus (channel catfish)
Lineage: Eukaryota; Metazoa; Chordata; Actinopteri; Siluriformes; Ictaluridae
Gene: insrb
Product: insulin receptor b
Exons: 21
Coding region: 1264-5292 (1342 amino acids)
Biological process (GO): cell surface receptor protein tyrosine kinase signaling pathway; positive regulation of phosphatidylinositol 3-kinase/protein kinase B signal transduction; positive regulation of kinase activity
Cellular component (GO): axon; membrane; insulin receptor complex
Molecular function (GO): ATP binding; phosphatidylinositol 3-kinase binding; insulin receptor activity
Source: RefSeq, a predicted model, not a curated record
UAAAAUGCUACUGGAGGUUGGAUCGUGAUAUUUCUCAUGCCGGAUGAAGCACAGUUAGUUAUGGAAGCCGCUUUCUGCCAGAUAGAAAAGGGCUAGAUGUAUGAUCUACUGUUUUGUUUAUCUCCGGCAGCAGCAGGUGAAGAUCCAGAUCCGCGCGUGAUCCGGAAUCCGUGUUUUGGCGCGCGCCGCGGAUCGACUCGAGCCGACUUGUUUACUGCUGGAGGGACACACGGAGAGAGACAGGAGUCCAUAUGAGACACGACGACCAGUUUUACUCACUUUUUUGUCUACUUUGAAGUUUAUCGACGAGUCCAUUUCAGAUGUCUUUAACAGGAAAGAGGUGUGUUUGUCGGCGCGGGUCGGUUAUGGGUGUCGCGAGGCUGUAAGACUCUCAUUAAGGACGGCGAGGCGCUCAGUCCAAACACACCGCACCAUUUUGGCUCGGGAAAAAAAAAAAAAAAAAAAACACCCCACAAAACAGACGGAUUCCCAACGCUUGAGUGACUGUGACUCGUUUUGGAAACGGAGUCUCGCCCGUGAGCGAGUGUUCGAGGGGAAACGUGUCCGUGUUGUAUAUCCUGUCUGGAGAAUUAAACACGAACUUGUGUUUGAGGAGGAAAACACUGAGCAGUGCGUGAAACUGGACGAGCUGUGGAUUAACGCCGAUUUAUCCUGCGACACACAGAAGCUGGGUCAAUAAUUAAUCCAGGGGGGAAAAAACCGUCUGUAUCUCUAAUAAUCAAAACGAACUUGUGUGAGAGCGGUAAAAUCGGCGUGUUUUUGACCAGUAGUGGAGAUAGUAACUGGAAUUUCACAGGCCUGAUUAAACACAUGUCAGAUUUCUCUGGGUUCAAACCAGCAUCUGGAUUUUUCUAUUUGUUUUUGAAAAGGAUGUCCACGUAACCUGCUAAAAUGAAGAUCUGCAUCCAUUUGCCUUUUUGCAAGAACAUGAGCUCACAUCGUUUGAUCGCAGUGUGUGGUGUAGUCCAGAGGCAAAGCGCGGAAUAAGUUCAGAGUCUGGAAGUGAAAGAAAACUGAAGCACCACGUUGGGCUUGUGGUCCGUGUUUGGGCCGCUUUGCCUCAACUUUUCCCAACUUUUCCCAGGACUUAUUUGGUUGUUUUCAUGUUUUUUUUUUUUUUUGCUUUAUUCUACAUCAUAGUGGAUUUGCUGUAAAGCUUUGAAGGCAUUACAAAUCGCAUUUUUUGUUUCCUCCAAGAAAAGUCAAAACAAAACGAAAAAGAGAAACACGUUUGAAGGCACAAUGCGACCGGACUCGUUACUGGCUGUUCUCCUCACUUUUAUCAGCCUUUUGUGUCAUUCUGGACCUUUAAAUGCUGAAAUCUGCUCCAGCAAAGACAUCCGGAACGACGUGACCAACCUGCGCUUGCUGGAGAACUGCACAGUGAUCGAGGGCCACCUGAAGAUCCUGCUCAUGUUCAAGACCAGAGCUGAGGACUUCCGUGGCCUGAGCUUCCCCAAACUAGUGAUGAUCACCGACUACCUGCUGCUGUUCCGCGUCUACGGCCUGGAGAGCCUGAGGGAUCUGUUUCCCAACCUCGCUGUCAUCCGUGGCAACAACCUGUUCUUCAACUACGCCUUGGUGAUCUUUGAGAUGUUGCAGCUGAAAGAGGUGGGGCUUCACGGUCUGAUGAACAUAACACGCGGAGCCGUGCGCAUGGAGAAGAACCCCGACCUUUGCUACCUCUCCACCCUCGACUGGUCCAAAAUCCUUGACUCGGCUGAGGACAACUACAUCGUGGCGAACAAAAACGAGCGCGAGUGCGGUGACAUCUGUCCUGGAACCAUCACCGGAAAGAUCACGUGUGUCCAGACCACCAUCAACGGCCAUUUUGGAGAACGCUGCUGGAACCAAGACCACUGCCAGAGAAUUUGUCCUUCUGCGUGUAAACAUCCCAGCUGCACCUCAUCCAAUCAGUGUUGCCAUGAUCAGUGUCUGGGCGGGUGCUCGGAAGUGGGCAGUGCCAGGGCGUGUGUGGCAUGUCGUCACUUCCUGCAUGAAGACACGUGCGUGGAACGAUGUCCUCCCGGUUACUACACCUUUAAAGGGUGGCGCUGCGUCUCCUUCCAGUUCUGUCAGGAACUUCACAACCACUGCAAACAGACGAAGAGCAAAGACUGUCACCAGUAUGUCAUCCACGACGGAGCAUGUAUCCCAGAAUGCCCGUCAGGGUACACCAUCAUGGACUCCACGUUAAACUGUACUCUGUGCGCUGGUCUCUGUCCUAAGCUGUGUACCGGAGUGCAGACGAUAGACUCUGUGACUGCAGCUCAGGCUUUGCGUGGUUGCACCGUCCUCAACGGCAGCCUCAUCAUAAAGAUCCGCGGUGGCAAUAACAUAGCGGCAGAACUGGAGGCCAACCUGGGUCAGCUGGAAGAGAUCACCGGCAACCUGACCAUCCGCAGGGCUUACGCUCUUGUCUCGCUGUCCUUCCUCCGGAAACUCCGCCUCAUCCGCGGAGAGGCUCUGGAAAGCGGGAACUACUCGUUUUACGCACUGGAUAAUCAGAACUUACGUCAGCUCUGGGACUGGUCCAAACACAACCUGACCAUCCAGCAUGGCCGCGUGUUCUUCCACUACAACCCCAAACUCUGCCUGUCUGAGAUCCACAAGAUGGAGGAAGUGACGGGGACCAAAGCACGACAAGUCAAGAACGAUAUCGGACCUCGCACCAACGGGGAUCAGGCCUCCUGUGAAAACCAGCUUCUGAAUUUUACCAUCAUUCGCACAAUGGCUAAACAUAUAUUGAUCACGUGGGAGCCAUUUUGGCCUCGUGACUUCAGAGACCUGCUGGGCUUCAUGGUGCUUUAUAAAGAAGCUCCAUAUCAGAACGUGACUGAGUACGAUGGACAGGAUGCUUGUGGUUCUAACAGUUGGGUGAUCACGGACGUGGAGCCGCCGGAGAGGACGUCAGAAGUGAAGCGCGACCCUGGCUGUCUCCUGACACAGCUGAAGCCAUGGACACAGUAUGCCAUCAUGGUGAAAACGCAGCUGUCUGUCUCGGACGAUCAGCAGGUCCAAGGAGCCAAGAGCAAAAUCAUCUAUGUCCGCACCAACGCCAGCCGACCCUCUGUGCCUCUGGACCCCAUCUCCAUCUCUAACACUUCGUCUUCGAUCAUUCUGAAGUGGAAACCUCCCACGGAGCCUAACGGGAACAUAACACACUACCGCGUGUCCUACCAGAAACAAGGGGAGGACAGCGAGCUCUACAAGUAUGACUACUGCCAGAAAGGAAUGAAGCUGCCGUCGCGUGCCCCCACAAACCCCAGCCCAGAAGUCAGUCUGAAGUGGAAUCAGACCGAGGAUCAGAAUCAGAACAUGAAGUGUUGCAGCUGCCCCAAAACCGAGACACAGCUGAAAAAGGAAGCUGAGGAGCGCGAGUUCCGCAAGACCUUCGAGAACUACAUCCACAACGAGGUCUUCGAACCCAAAUCGCACCGUCGUCGCCGCUCAGUGGGAGUGGCUAACUCUACUCUCACUUCCAUCCUGACCCCACCUCCUCAUCUGGCCAACGGCUCCUCCCCUACUCCAACGCCAGAGGAGAAGUUGGUGUUGAAGGUUGUCGGUAAAGAAUCGAUAGUCAUCUCGAACCUGCAUCACUUCACCAGCUACCAGAUUGAGAUCCAGGCGUGUAACCACCCAGAGGACCUGGAUUACUGCAGCGUCGCUACCUUCGUCUCUGCCCGCACCAUGCCUGAGGACAAAGCGGACAACAUUUUGGGCCGUGUGCUUCCUGAGAUCCUCCCUGAAGAACCCGAGUUUGUGUACAUCAAAUGGCAAGAGCCCAAAUCCCCAAACGGCAUGAUCAUCCUGUAUGAGGUCAACUACCAUCGGCUGUCUGAUAAUGAGGAGCUGCAUCACUGUGUAUCGAGGAUCAGUUAUGAGAAGAACGGAGGUUGUAAACUGAGAGUUUCACAUCCUGGGAAUUACAGCGUGCGAAUCCGAGCCACUUCGCUGAAGGGAAACGGAUCGUGGACCGAGCCAGUUCACUUCUACGUGCCAGACAACUACAUGAAUGUGAAGAUCAUCAUUGGCCCGGUGAUUCUACUCAUCAUCUCAAUCUUUGUUGGAAGCGCUGUCUGUUUUGUACUUAGGAAGAAGCAAACUGAAGGACCCACGGGCCCCUUAAUCGCCUCCUCAAACCCAGAGUACAUCAGUGCAAACGAUGUGUACAUUCCUGAUGACUGGGAGGUGGCACGUGAGAAGAUCACACUCCUGCGCGAGCUUGGUCAGGGCUCCUUCGGCAUGGUGUACGAGGGCAUCGCUAAAGAUAUCGUCAAAGGAGAAUCGGAGACUCGAGUGGCCGUCAAAACUGUUAACGAAUCUGCGAGUCUGCGCGAGAGGAUCGAAUUCCUCAACGAAGCCUCGGUCAUGAAGGCGUUCAGCUGCCACCAUGUGGUGCGACUGCUGGGUGUUGUAUCAAAAGGACAGCCAACGUUGGUGGUGAUGGAACUGAUGACACACGGAGAUUUGAAGAGUUACCUGCGCUGCCUCAGACCUGAUGCUGAGAAUAAUCCCGGCCGUUGUCCUCCCACGCUCAGCGACAUGAUCCAGAUGGCUGCAGAGAUCGCAGACGGCAUGGCCUACCUCAACGCAAAGAAGUUUGUGCACAGAGACCUCGCCGCUCGCAACUGCAUGGUGGCUGAGGACCUCACUGUGAAGAUAGGAGAUUUCGGAAUGACCCGGGACAUUUACGAGACGGAUUAUUAUCGUAAAGGAGGGAAAGGCCUGCUGCCUGUCAGAUGGAUGGCUCCUGAAUCCCUGAAGGACGGAGUGUUCACUGCUCACUCAGACUGCUGGUCAUUUGGCGUGGUCCUAUGGGAGAUCAGUACGUUAGCUGAGCAGCCGUAUCAGGGCCUCUCCAAUGAGCAGGUGCUCAAAUUCGUCAUGGAUGGAGGAUAUCUGGAUCGGCCGGAGAACUGUGCUGAGAGGAUGCACAACCUGAUGCAGAUGUGCUGGCAGUACAACCCGAAGAUGCGACCCACCUUCAUUGAGAUCAUUGAGAUGCUGAAGGAUGACCUCCAUCCGUCGUUCCAGGAGCUCUCAUUCUUCUAUAGCGAGGAGAACAAACCUCCUGAAACCGAGGAGUUCGACAUGGACUUUGAGAACAUGGAGAGCAUCCCGCUGGACCCAUCGUCAUACAACCAGAGGGAGGAAGGGAGCUUCAGCCGAGACAGUGGCCCCUACGACGAGCACGUGCCCUACACGCACAUGAACGGGGGCAAGAAAAAUGGCCGAAUCCUCGCGCUGCCUCGCUCCAGCCCUUCAUAACGUUUCCUCAUCGUGCUGCUCAGUUUUUCUUUACCUGUUUGUUUUUCUUAGUUUUUAAUUGUAAUAUUUUUUCAGAGGCCCUUAAAAACAGAUCUCAGGUCUUUUUUUUUCUUUUUUUGGACUUCUUCCUGCUGUGGCGACGUGGUUGCAAAACAUCUUUUCUCCAGAUUCAUUCACGCAAUUCGCUUACGUCGCCUUUCAUUUUGCCAAGUUUCCUGGUCGAUGGAGAAAUAAAAAAAAAAAAACUGUGAAUAUGAACCUCUGAAAACCAGAAAGCUGCUUCAGCUAAACCUCUUUUCCCACUUAUUUUAUCUUGCUUUUUGUUUUCUUUUUUAAAUAAUUUUCUGAUUUUCAGAUCGUGGCCUUUAUUGAGUGGCCUACAAAACAAAAAGAAUAUCCAUUUCCUCGGAUCAAUGACUUUAAAGACUGUAUCGGAGGACUUAUGAACGAGGGAUGACACGGACUAUUCUAAGAACAAACAUCGUCUUUGCGCUAAGGAGGAUUUUACUUCUGGAGGAUCCUUGAUCCUUUUCGCCGAUCCACUCUGGUGUUUGGUGAAUGCGUUUUUAAUUUAUUGGCUUUUUCUUCCUCCUCUUUCUUAGUUUUUGCUCGUAUCCUUUUUUUUUUAUGACUGAAGGAUAUUUAAAACAGUUAAGGAUUGGACAGGGGCGUUUCCUCAAGACUGACCAAAAAGCUGCUGCUUUGAUAUCUAAUGGGUAUAAAUAUAUAAUAUAUACGAUAUAUAGAAUAUUGAUGGAAUGUCAAUAUUUUAUUUUUAUAUAUAUAUAUAUAUAUAUAUAUAUAUAUAUAUAUAUAUAUAUAUAUAUAUAAAUAGAGGCAACAUUGAAAAUUUUGUACAUAGUUCGGUUUUUUUUUAUGUCUUCAACAGAUAUCAUAUUUUUCAAGAAUGAGUCUUUUUAUUUAAAACAGUCACUCACCCAGUCAACAGAAUCUCACACUACUCAACACUCACACAGGAAAAUACCUGUAAUUAGUAACAUAAACUGUAGGGGGCGCUAAUUAGAGCAUGAUAGACAGUGAGACCUCAGAUUGUAAAAAAAUGUAACCCGCUUUUCACCAAUAUCUGUUUGUGUUAUUGGUUUAUUUUAAUCACGCUGUGUUUUAGGGUUUAGCUUAAUAUUCUGUUUAUGGCAGAAAGUAACUUCAGGGUUUUAAAUAGACUUACAAAAAGUCUGAAAGAGACAAUGUUGUGUUGAAUAUUCUAAAAAAAAAAAAAAAAAAAAAAAAAAAAAAACUGCAACAAGAUGGUAGAAUUGUAAGAGCACUACAUCCAAAAUCGCUCAAUAGUCCGCCACCCGAGGUACAUAAUGCUUUAGAAAGCAUUGCUAACUAGCGAAACAUUUAGCAGCUGAGCUACUAGCCACUGUGACAACAGCCACGCCCACACAAUAGUAUCAACACAUGUUACAUCAUUGUGUAUUAUCUUCACUUUAUCCAUACGUCAACUUAUUACCUCAGACAAAAUUCUUUUCAUGUUUAGGUGUCAAACAUAGGUACUAAAUAGUAAUAAUAAGGCUAGGCGGUGUGGUACCGUUCUCUGAGGACUGUGUGGUGGUCAUGAGGCUGGAUAUUAAAGCAUGAGGUUUGAUUAAAUCAUUCAGCAGACAUCAAGACAUUCCAGUGGGCUUCCCAGAUUUCUCCAUUUAACCAAGAUGUCACAUAGUGUGUGGUGGGGAAAAAACGUUGAGGAUGUUUUGGUUUGUCCUUCUUGUGCAGAAAUAAAGGACGUAUGGAGGACAUUAGAAGAAGUGAUGUCACCUCACCAUGUUCCAGCUGACAGGGAAUAUCAAACAAAGUUUAACCCAAACUUUGUUCAGAGACUAGAUGCAUGAGAAAAGACUGCUUUUUCUUUUACGUCACCGGAUGUUGUAAAGCUAUGUUCAUAAGAUUUUCGAAAUGCGUUUCUAUAGUUUGUGUUGGUGGACGUGUCUUUAUUUGUGCUGGUUAAGUAGGUGAUGCAGGAUUGAUGCGUGUAAAGGAAUGGCUAACAUAGUACAUGAUAAAUGGAACCCAACAGGAUAUAAAACUGUGAUUGAACAUUACUGUUUGUUCUGUAAAUUCCAUAAAUGCUAACAUGGCUAAGAGAAACUAGUAGAGUAUCCAGAAGUUAGAUUGACUUUUGGCUUUUGUGCCCUUCUAACUUCCACAAAUGUGACUAAUGUGGCUAACAGAUUCGCAGAGUAUUAUACACUGAUGUAAGAAUUACUGAACUUGUAACCUGCAGAAAUGCUAAAAUACGCUAAGAGAAACUAGUGGAGUAUUAAACUCCAGAUGUUCGCUUUGUUAAAUACUACCAUAACAAUUAGCAGAGUACCACACUCUGUAGUCAGAAUUAACAUUACUGUUGAUCAUCAUCAACUUGUACAUUUUUUAGAAUGUUAACAAACCGAUGCUAGCGAAGCAUUAAAGCCAGGUAGCAUUAUUGUUUGAAAUGAACGCCUUUCUGUCUAGUAGAAACGAUAAGGGAAGUGAGCAGACCAUAAAACCCAAAGUCAGAAUUAGCAUUACAUUUGGUACUCAUGAAAUACUAACUUCCAGGAUUGCUAAUGUGGCUAACAGACGCUAGCAAAGCAUUAAACCCUGAAGUUAGCAUUGUCAUUGGCUUCCAUUAACUUUCACAAAACGCUAAGCUUAGCCGAGGCGUUAAGAAUGCAGAUUUUCUGGUAUUUUCUGAUAUUUCUAACCUUCUAACAUAAUGUAAUAUGUUCGUAACAAAUCAUAGAAAUUCUUCACCUCUUUCUAGAGAUUAUUAUCAUGAAGGUGUGUGGAAUUUUCUUAAACAAGAUGACAUAUCUGAUGUUUGACAUAUUUAUUUUUAUUAUAUCUAACCCAGGGUACAUCUUGGUUCAGAAAAAUAGCGACGCAGGUAUUAUGGCUGAACAGUCAGACUCGGUUUAGUAAUGCUAGGUUGAGAAAUGAUUCUAUUUUUAAUAGUUUGGACACAAUCUACCUCAGUGAUUUACAGAAUAUAGUCAAGCGGAGGAUGUUUUUCUCUCUCUCUCUCUCUACAAUGCCUAUUAUUCAGCUAACGACAUUAAAGGUGAAGUUCGAUGAUAGUCCACAACUAGAGUUCCUAACUUUUGUUAGUAAGAUUAAUUUAUCAGUUUGGGGUUUGUUUUUGUUUGUGUUUUUGUUUGUUUUUUGUUUUUUUCAGGGGGAAAAGAUUGUUUGAACUGAUCACAUCACAAUAUAUUGCAUAGAUAAAGCCACUGAAACGGGACCUAAUUGAAAUGUAAAAAACUUAUAUCCCCACCAGGAUACGUCAAAGUUCAUCUUAAAUCAUUCUGUGAUUUGUUUACGUUCGGUAUUUAAAAUAACUUGUUAUUGUUCGACAGGGUCUCUAGAAGAGAGUACACUUUAGAUUGAGCGCCCCCUUUUGAAGUUAGUCUGUAGUGUGUCUGUGGUUACCACUGAUAAUCAUUUCAAUAUGUUUUUCUGCACUGAAUAAAGAACAGAAAAUGACUUUACUCCAAACUCACUCAUAAUGGAAGUCUAGGUUAGUAACGAAGGCUAACUGCACUAGUUACGCACACUCAGCAGGGACACCAACAAUCUCUGCUACUUCCUUCUUGAUUACAUAUUUUCUUGGUAAUGUCUCUAUACAUGUUUAAUGUGGGACUGUAUGACAGGAUUAGAUGAAUCCACGGUGAUCAUUUUUAAUCAGGGAAAAUGGGAACUAAUCGCAUGUAGGAGCUAAAGUUGUGAGAGAGGAACUGAAUAAACAACGGACCACCCGUGCCAUACGAUCGGUCGGAGGAAUCAUUCGAGCCAAGUGAUUUCUCACUUUACAGCAUCAUGCCCAACUUACAAAGAAUCGAGUCUCAAUUCAGAUCUCACUUGUUGCUGAAAUCGUGGCCGCGUGUUGCGCUGCUUUGUCACGUCUUAGCGUGAGCGUAGGAUCAUUCAAGGGUAGGUGCUGAUACAUUUUCGCAAACCGUAUUUUUGUAAAACAUAUUCAGAUAGUACAUGUUCAGUCAAAGUUGUUUGAAAAGGAAGCCCUUAAAUCAUUCCUUUCAACCAUGGGACUACUUUUACAGAGGGGGGGAGCAUAAACCUGAAAGUGUAAAGUUACCAGAAGUACUUUUUAUUUUAUUACUGUCACAUUGGAGACAAAUAUAACUCCCCGAGUACCACGUCUGUAACAUUCUAACAUAUAUAUAUAUAUAUAUAUAUAUAUAUAUAUAUAUAUAUAUAUAUAUAUAUAUAUAUAUAUAUAUAUAUAUAUAUAUAUAUAUAUACACACACAUAUACAUAUAACCCACAAGUGGAUUUGGAGUAAAGUAGGUUUCUGUUCUUUUCUCAAUGAAUGGAAAUGUUUAGGAAAUUCCUGUUUGGUAAUCACACACAUGAUAUAUGGAGAUUAUGUUGCAAAAAAGCUGGAGUUUUCCUUUCAUUUUGUUCAAUAAGGAGAAUUUACAUUCAGUGUAACAACCUCAAACAAUACCAGUCAUUUUAUUCACACAUCAAACUUUAUAAAAUAAAAACUAUUUAAUAAAACUGUGGAGGUGAGUGAUAAAAGAAAAGUGUCAUGGGGACACACACAAAGAAAUCCAGCAUAAGCUUAUUAUGCUCUUGGUUUGUUCUGCUCGUGUCAAUGAGAUCAUUUGUCUUGUUUGGACACAAUACGAAAUCCCCUUGUCGUGUCAUGAAAAUGGUUCCCUUUCUUGUGUGAACUGAAUGUGUUUUCUUGUUAAAUGUUUAUUUGUCUGUUGUUUCAUAAGUGUAUUUUUCCUUACUGUGAAAAUGGAGAGAUAUUGCUAGCGUUGUUCAUGGGUUUGGGGGAGAUGGAUGCUACACACCUCCCCUUGUGCAUGGGUUAGCUCUUAGGACAAUCCUGUGUGCCAAAAAUGUGGUUUUCAUGUUUAAUUUUUCUUUAAACAAAUCUUGGCUUAAGAUGAAUUCUCAGGAAGGCUCGAGCAUGGGAGGCUCAGCUCGCUCCCUCAGCCUCUUGAUCAUGCUAGAAAUUCGUCGCGCUCUUUAGAUUUUUUUUCUGGCGGUUUCUAGUGACGAAAAUGAAGAGCAUAUGUGGCGCGUCGUGUAACCUAAAGGCCCUUACCCACAGUGCCUUGCACAGACUUCAAACCAAACCCAGCCAUCAGACUCCCCUGGACUUGGAGUGUUCCUCUCAGACAGAGAGAAGAGCCUUGUUUGGGACACUUCCCGGAGUAUUAACCCACAUCAGUGGAGUUUUUAAAUGCAUAGUCUGAGAUAACGGCGAACUUUUAAUGGCUUAAACGUUUUUGUUUUAUUUGUUAGGGGUUUUUUUUUCUCCCCUUCUUAUCCCCCCCCCCCCCCCCCCGAAACUACUUCUGCUUGGCUCAAUAUUACUGUAUGGGUAUAUGUGAAUGAUAUUCAUGUUUUCUUUCUCUUUUUUUCUUUUUAGUUUAUUUUCCUUGCAUUUUGUUUUUAAAGCUGAACUUGUCUCUGCUUGGAAUUGCUGUGGCUUUUUUGCUUUAACACAGCAAAGCGAGUUAUCAUUUUACCAUCAGCUUUCACUCGGUCCCCGAUUCAUCACCGGUCCUAGUGCAGAAGCCAAGCUAUGUAGUAAUUGUACCUAUUUAUAGAAGACAUGAUGAAAAAUAAGUCAUACUGUAGAUAGCAGCAGGUUCCCCACAAACACGCAGCACUUAAUGUUAAGAUUUUAUUAUUUUUAUUUUAUUUUUAAAGAAAGCAAGCUGGCAGAGUGACAGGCUGAAGACAAGGCAUUGUAUGUAUUUUAUUGUUCUAAAAAAAGAAAAAAGAAAAAAAAAAAAAGAAGAAGAAAAAAGUAUUACAUUAUUAGAGAUGUUCAUUUCUAUUUUUUUAGCCAAAAACUGGGAGGGGCAAAAAUUCAAACUACUUUUCUGACUGUAAACUUUUUUGCUAUUCUUGUACAUUAUGAAAUGAAAUUUGCAUUAACAGUGUGUGUAUAUAGUCUUUUUUUUAGAGGAAAAAAAAUGGGAAAAGCGGGACAUCCUUUUGGUUACCGCAGUCUGGACGUUUCUCACUUUCAUGUACAGCCGCCCGUUUGCCAUCCACGAACUCGUCGCGAUCAGCAUUUUAUAUCACAGGUCUCACGUUUGUAUGUGUGUUCGGAUGUAUGUUUCUGUGCUUUGUACGAUAUGAAAUUCUCUCUGUGGUGAGGUGUGAAAACUGAUCAAGAUUGAUGGAGGUUCUUUAAGGUCACAUUUGACCUAAACAUUUUUAACAAGCUUAACCAAAAAAGCAAUGGUUAAUGACGAAAACUUAAAAAUGUGUAACUGAUUGAAAUUCACUGCUUUAGUUUAAGAGGCUGAUGUAGCUACCAAGUAGUAACUUUCACCCAGAAUAUUUAGUGUGGACUAUAAACCUGAACUAAACUUCAUGUAGCAGAAGCACUGGAACAUCCAUGUGUUGUUUUUAGCAUGAUUUAGUAUUGCUUCACCCCAUAGGCCCCGCCCACUAAAGUUUAAAGCUGGACCUGUACCAAAAAAGCUGUAAAGUAGCAUAUAUGAUUUCAGUUCCACAUUAAAAUGAAUGGUCUAAAUGCAGAAAAUUGCAUAUUUUUAACACGGUCCUGAUAAAUAUUCUCUAUCAUGAUGGCUAUGUUUGCUAACGGUUGCCAGCAUAUCAGUACCGCAGUGCUCCAAACAAUUUUUACAACUUUUAUUUAACAACUAAAUUCAUUUUAAAAAAUGACACUGAAACGGAAGCAAUAUGAAACGAUAACCCAGGGGAAAAAAGUGAACAGAAUGAAUGCAGAAUUAGCAAUUUAUUACUUUAAGCAACAAUUAAAAUGCUUAGUGUUCUAAAACUACUGUCGAUAAAGGCUCGUGAUAUUAAUGUUGUCAUAGCACCCACUACUGUUGCUCCUGUUUUAGAAGAUUUAGGUAUAAAUGAGAUUAUAGAGGAAACGAGUAUAUGAUAUAAAAUCUGGGCUUGUAUCAAUUGAAAACAUUUUGGGUGAGAUUUUCAUUACUUGUCAGCUCAUUUAGACUCCAAGCUCCAGGAAAAAAUAAAGAGGCUAACCUUUAAGCAGAAAUCCUUGAUCUCUUAAUACAUAUUUUUAAAUCACGAUAUGAAUUUGUUUUUUAAAAAUCGUAAUUUUCUGGACUCUAAACCUCUUUUGACCUCGCCGUGUCUCACCAUCAUCUUUUCAUCAGCAGCGUUGUUCUCCAUUUUCCCAUCAUUUCCUCGUCAUACUGAUAAACCCGUGAUGUAUUGACCCACACACAACCACAACACGAAUCCUCAGUCGUGCCAUCAACCUCACAUUUACUUACACACUCCUGUGUGUUUAUGUGUGUAUAUAAAAUCACAAUCAUAAGCUCCAUGACAAAAAAAAAAAGCAACUGUAUUGGAUCAAAAUGUGCCAUGAUUAGCUGAAAGUCCCGCUUUAUUACGUUGUUGUUGUUGUUGUUGUUGUUUUUUCUUCCUCAAGGAGAGCCAAGCAGUUAUAUGUACAGAAAAAUGUUAUGUUGAAUGAUAUGAAAAUAAAUUUUGCUGUGUGUAAAUUAUUCAACAAUUAACUGUUUAUAUAAAAGAUUAUGAAUUAAAAAAAAACUUAUUGGAGAAAAAAA